AUUGGGAAACCUAUCAUUUAUUCAGUUUUAAUAUAUCUCAUUGAGUGCAUCGAGUGUAAAGAGCAAUUGUUAUAAACCCUUAACUUUGAUGAAAAGGAGUGUUUGAUCUUAUUCCGCUUUUUGCUAUUAAUGAUUGGAUAUACCAAAGGGGGGUAUGCUUGAUUCCUGUUUUAUUUGUCUUCCUUGUACAACGAGAGACAUUGUAAUGGCUUCUCUGUCUAAAAUCGUAGACCAAAAGCUUGGAGCAUCAUCAAGAAGCAAGCUCUCCAUAACAAGUGAAGCUACUUUCGCAUUUCUAUCCAUGCCCCUUAUUCAGGAGAUUGUUUUAUCAGCAGACAUCAGAUGUAGCGACUGCCAAGAGAAGAUCGCUGACAUCUUGACAUGUCACAUAUUCACAGGUGACCGGAGAGUCACCAAAUCAUAUGGGGAAGCCCUUCUCUGCAAAAUGUCCACCUUCAAGCGUAGGAUAUUUCCUUCUUCCAGGAAACAACAACAACAACUCAAUGUUGCUUAGUUCUUAUUUUUAUCAUCAUCCUCUUUGUAAUAUGAUGUCAAUAAGAUGGGAUAAUGUUUUAGAUAUGAUGGUAACAAAUAACUCUCAAUAGCAAAUUAUCAUAGACAAAGGAAAACAAAAAAAGGUUCUGAAUUCUUGAAUUGCAGAA
This is a messenger RNA of Brassica rapa (field mustard), 662 nucleotides long. RefSeq lists its product as uncharacterized. The record is from RefSeq and is a predicted model, not a curated record. Lineage: Eukaryota; Viridiplantae; Streptophyta; Magnoliopsida; Brassicales; Brassicaceae.